GUACGUGCAAAGUGCUGCCGCGGCCGUCAGCUCGAUGGUAGCAGCGCUGCUGUGUGCAUGAGGAAGAGCGGCGCGCAGCAUCAUGGGCACCGGGGAUUACAUCUGCGUGACGCUGCGUGGGGGUGCACCCUGGGGAUUCACCCUGAGAGAGGGAGAGGGAGACACCUACAGACCCUUCCUCAUUUCACAGGUGGAAGAAGGAGGCCGUGCCUUCUCGGCUGGCGUGCAGGAGGGCGACGAGGUGGUGUCGCUGAACGGAGAGCCGUGCGCCGAGCUCGCCCUCUUACGGGCCCUUGCCCUCAUCGACACGUCAAUCGACCGCCUGCAGCUGCUUCUCAAAAGAUACGGCUCCAUUCCUGAAGACGAGGAAUCAGACACACAUUGUGGUGAGAGGGAACCUUCGUCUGAGGCUUUAGCGAGCACCACCCUCCACAUCCUCUCCCCAAAGCACAGAUCCCAAAGCCCGAGGGAACUCUACAUAUCCGAGUCCCAGGACCAGGCCUACUAUGGGGAGCCGGACAGCAACACAGAGGCCCCCAAGGGACCCCAGUUGCUUUGCACCCAGCUGGAUGCGCCCCUGUCUGAUGGUCAGAGAUGCCAAGAGCCUGUUAUCAGGGAGAAAGAAGGACAACGGUGUUUCUCCCCUGGGAACAUGGUGGAGCUCCAGGUUUCCCUGUCUGAGCAAACUUCGGACCAGGCGGGCUGCUGCUCUCUUGGGAGUGCACUCGGGGUCGAGGGGGGACUCUCAGACAGGGAGGUUAUCGAGACCAUCCACACCUCCGCCAUAUCGCACAAUGUGCCGAGCUCCGUGAGAGAGCCACUGGGCCAGCAUGGGGUGGUGCUCGGCUCCCCUUCGGUGCUGGGGCAGGUGGAGGUCAUUUUGCAGCAGCCAUCAGCAGCCGGGGCAGGGAGGGGCAUCUUGAGCGUGGGAGGCCCCAGGGUCAGUGGAAGCGUAGGCUCCCAAAGUGAAGGGGAAGAAGGAGGAGGGUACUGCGAGGGAGACCCUGGGUCUUUUACGGUCUCAUUUGGAAUUCCCACAGAUGAGGCGUCACAGGCAGCAGAGCAGGACUCCGACUCUGAGGGGGAUCGAGACAAACCUAACAAGCAUCGGGCAAGGCACUCCAGGCUCAGGCGUAACGAGAGUCUGUCCGAGAAGCAGCUGAAGGAGCACAAGUCCAAAUGUAAACUUAUUGCUCUCCUCCUCACGGCUGCUCCGCCCAACCCCAACAACAAAGGGGUGUUGAUGUUCAAGAAACAUCGGCAAAGGGCCAAGAAGUACACGCUUGUGAGCUACGGCACUGGAGAGGACGAACCAGAGAACAGCGACGACGAGGACGAGGAAGAGGAAGACGAAAAACAAGAAACCCAUACUGUCGAAUUUACCCUUGUGGCUCCGAGCGAUUCUGACCUAGAUAAGAAUUUCCUGACUAAUGUCCACAGUAGCAAAGGUGUGCUGACUAUCAACUGGGACAAAGGUCUCCUUGAUAUUGAAAGGAACCUGAACAACAAAGCAGAGAUGGAGUGUUUGCCUGAUACCAAGGGAAAGGGGGCCCUUAUGUUUGUCCAGCGGCGUCAGAGGAUGGAUGAGCUAGGUGCUGAGCACGAUGAGCUCCGGCGCCAGGGGAUUCCCGUGGAAGGAGUGCCGGAGCCUGAGAAGAAGACAAUGGAGCAGUCUUAUAUGCAGUCAACGACAGAGGGCCAUGCUUACAUGGAUGUAAAUGUACACCAGCAAAGCCAACAGCAGUACCAGCAGUAUCAAGAGCAACAGUUCCAUGAGCAACAACAGAGCUACCAACAGCAGCAACAGAGCUAUCAACAGCAGCAACAGAGCUAUCAACAGCAGCAACAGAGCUACCAACAGCAGCAAGCAUACCAACAGUACCAGCAACAGCAGUAUGAGCAGCAGCAUUAUCAACAGCAGCAAGUGUAUCAGCAGCAGCAAGAAUAUCAGCAACAGCACCAGCAAAUGCAGCAGUAUUCUUCAAACAUCAAUGGCACAGUCCAACAUCAAACCAAUGAAAUGCAGAGUUCUUUAAGCAAUCGCACUGCAAAGCCUUUCUCAGCUGCUCCGACAAUGUGUGGGACCAAUACAGAUUCGGUGGGUCAAGGGGAGGAGCUAGCAUCCCGAGAUGAGCGCAUAGCUACCCCUGCUAGUAGGACUGGCCUUCUGAUGGAUGCAAGGAAAAGAAAUACUGGCAAGCAAAUGUUCACAUUUAAGGAAGCCCCAAAAGUGUCACCUAACCCGGCCUUAUUGAACCUCCUAAACAAGGGUGAUAAGAAGUUGGGUUUUGAGUCAGGACCUGAGGAAGACUACCUCAGCCUUGGGGCUGAGGCUUGUAAUUUCCUCCAGCCUCCACGAGCUAAACAAAAGAAUCCUCCACCAGUGGCUCCAAAGCCUGCGAUCGACCCCAGCUCUCUCUGGUCCCCACAGAUAGAAAUGAACAACCAGGACAUGGCUCAGUGUGCUGAAAAUAGUGCUUCCACACCUGCUGCUGCCCCCACCACAGACACUACUCCUGCUCCAGAGCAAGAGCCAACCCCUGCACCUGCUCCUGAACCCUCUUCCCCUCCUGCCCCUGCGGAGGCUGCUGCCAGCACCAAUACAGAAGGGCAGCACACGUGGACUCUCUCAGAGCCUGAAUCUAAAAAAGAGCCUAUCCAAGUGACAACUCAAGAGGAAAAUGGUCAAAUUUAUUCUAAUCCGCAGCCAGAGCCUUUACCUGUAACCACCUGGGCCCCAGCACAAUCCCAGUCACAACAAGCAUCUACCAAUUCCUGGCAUCCAGUUCAAGUGCAACCACAGGAACCACCUCCAAGUCAGUCCCCACCACAGUUACCUUGGGUGACAAGACAAAAUUCUCAGACCCUGGCUCAGCCUCCACCCCCCACAAAGACUUGGACCCCUCAAAUUCAGCCGUCCUGGAGUCAGCCUCAAGAACCGGCACAAGCCCAGACACAUGCUCAGGCAGCCUGGGCCCAGCCUCCAGAGCAACCACAGCCUCAUCCACAGAUCCAACCACCAUGGGCCCAGCCUCUAGAGCAACCUCAUCCUCAGCAACAGGCCUAUCCACCCUGGGCCCAGCCUCUAGAGCAACCACAGUCUCAGCCACAGGUUCAUCCACCCUGGGCCCAACCUCUAGAGCAACCACAGCCUCAGCCACAAGUUCAGCCACCCUGGGCCCAGCCUCUAGAGCAGCCUCAGCCACAAGUUCAGCCACCCUGGGCCCAGCCUCUAGAGCAGCCACAAGUUCAGCAAAUGCAACCAACUUGGGGUCAGCCUCAAGAACAAGUGCAGCAGCAGACCCAGGCCCCAUGGGCAAAGCCAUUAGAGGCGGAUACACAGCCUCAACCGCCAUGGAUGCAACCAUCCCAGCAGAAAUCCCAAGUACAACCUCCUUGGGUUCAACAGGCUCAGCCAGAAUCCGAGCCACAGUCGCCGUGGGUUCAACAACAACAGAAACAGGCUCCACAACAAGCUUGGCCACAGGCCCAGGCACCCUCUCAAUCACAGCCACCUUGGGUCUCAGCUCAGCCUCAGCAGCAACAGCAGCCCUCAAUUAAUGCAUGGCCACCAUCACAAGCUCAAGCCCAAGCUCAGCCCCCAUGGAUGCAAGCACCCCAAGCACAACCUCAAGCGCAGCCUCAAGCCAAUUUGAAUCCAUGGGCACCAGUACCUGCCCAGGCUCAGCCCCAACCAUCAUGGCCCCAGCAACCUCCAGGGCAUGGACAGCACUCAAUGAAUUCUUGGGCUCAAGAGCAAAACCAGGCCCCAAAUCAACCACCACAUUGGGCUCAACCAGUUCCAGCCCAGUCCACACCACAGCCAAACUGGCAACCAGCCACAGCAAAGUCUCCACCACAGCCAUCAACGAAUACAGCCUGGCCUCCAGCUCAGACUCAGCCUCAGACACAUUGGGCACAAGAGUCCCAGCAAACACCUGUGAAUGUUUCCACGUCAAUGGUGAACACUCCUCCUUCUCCAAAACCAUGGCUUCAACCACAAAAUGCCCCACAAAACCGCACCCCACCCUCUCCACCCCAGCGAAUGCACUCUUUUACCAUACGUCAAAGAGCUUCACCGCCGAUCAACCCGAUGGCCACUAUCUUAAACCCAUCAUCAGCAGAUCCAGCGAAUGACAUGCCAGUUGUAAGAGGGAAGGGAGCGGAUAUGUUUGCCAAGAGACAGUCUCGUAUGGAGAAGUAUGUUGUGGACUCCGAGACUGUGGAAGCGAACAAGGCAAGCCGGUCAUCAUCACCAGCAGCCUCCUUACCGAAUGAGUGGAAAUAUAGUCCAAAUGUACGUGCUCCACCUUCACGGGCGUAUAAUCCUAUUCACUCACCUUCUUAUCCCCCAGCAGCGACAAAGCAGAUCCCUCAAUCUAGUCCUGCAUCCAAAGAUAAGAAAAAAGCCAAAGGGAAACCUGCACCUAAACCCCUUAAUGUUAUAGAUGUGAUGAAGCAUCAACCAUAUCAACUUGAUUCCUCUCUCUUUACUUAUGGUCCAGGAGUGGUGGCUCCGAAGCUCCCUGCGCCUAAGCCCGAUAGUUCCCCUUCUGACCCCCCUGCUGAAAACCAACCAAUUAGUUAUGAGCAAAUGGCUCCCAUCCAACCAACUGGACCACUUAUUGCUCCAUACCCCCAGCAGGCCUAUGGGAUGCCCAUGCAGCCAAUGAUGCAUGAGGGCCACUACCAGCAAACCCCAGCUAAUGUUUAUGCCAACCCUAAUGCUUAUCAGCAACCCCCUGCUGGCCCUUACCAGCAAGCAUAUAACCAACAGUAUCAACAAGCUGCCCCACCUGUUAAUCAUCCCCAAGCUCCUCAACCGGCAAACCCUUCCUACCAACAGGCACCGCAGGUUCCUUACCCACCGGCCAGCAGCCCUCCCUACAUGGCGGCUCCUUCAGUGCCUUACCAGCCACAGCCUCCCAGUAGCUUUGUUGUUCCUAGUUUCCCUGUGGCUGCUAGGCCUGAAUCUGCAUCAGGUGGCAACCCUGCAGCCGCUCCUAAGCCUAGAUUUACUGCCAAAAAGAGCACAGCUCAGGUGUGGAAGCCGGCAGAAGUUGAUAAAGAGUGAUUUCAUUACAUGCAAUGUGUCGGCUUGAACCGCAACGUUGGUGCUCUUACAGUCCAAUGGCAUGUGGAGCAUUAAGAGCACAUACAAGUGCUGUAAUGACAUUGUACAAUUCCACCUGCUCUUGACAUUGGACAGAGCUUGGUGGUUCUCAAAGAGAUAAUGUGAAUGGUGUCAUAAAAUAUUAGGAGCAUAAGAAUAAGAACAGGAUGUAAGUAUAGCUCUUUAGACACAGAGGAGCAUUUCUAUAUAAGUUGAUGCAUAUGGAUAGUUCACUAGAAAUAGAUAUAUACAAUAUAAAUUGACUAAAGACUCAAAUAACUAUUGAUAAAUGUUGCGCAAAUUAUGUGCAAAAGAAGAAGAAGAAGAAAGGAUGUAGGAGAGGCUGAAAGAAAGCUGAAAGAAAAAACAAAAUCAAAACGGUGAAUGGUUCUCGACUGUGACAACAGGAAGUUGAUUUCUGAAAAGAAGAAAACACUAAAUGUGCCUAAAAACAGUAAAUAAAAAAAGUGGAAAAAUAGUAAUGACGUGUUGGAGGGGGAUGGUAAGCAGAGGGCUAAGUUUGUAAUCUUAGUGAUGUUGGUUCAAGGUACAGGGAUUAUGUAACGAUACUGGAGAAAACGGCAAUACUGCUUUAGAGUGACAACCAAACAGUGGCUUGCUUAAAUGCUUGAUUAGUAAACACUUUUUCUUCAGUGCUUUCUCUUCCAUAGCGCUCGCUGAAGUGGAUUAGUUUUAUUUUAAGCUUUUUACCAACUGUUGCAUCAUGUUAGGUCCUAUAUUUAAACGGCCUCAUGAGAGGGAGAGCUGUGCUCCAGGAAUAGACGGCUUGGAUUUCAACUGAAGCCUUAAGUGAAAGCUACAACCUGGACCCCUAUAAUAUUUUUUUGAAGAAAGCGAAAAAUGUAUUGUGUAAUGUAGUUCUAUUGCCCAUUGCCCAAUGUCCUCGUCUCACUCUUUAAUGCAUCUUCACCUGCUUUUGUUUUAUAUGAAGAGACAAUAUCCAAAAAAGGAGGAUUGUUCAAAGGAUGACCAGCUCAGUAAUGUUCACUUAUAUAUUUUUGGUAGAGGGCUGCCUCUGUUCUUUGUGUUCUUUUCUUUUCCCCGUGUGUGUUUCUCUUCAUAGUGCACUUUCUGUAUGAUUCACUGCAGUGCCAUUAAAAUGUCUUUUAUCCUUG
Messenger RNA from Platichthys flesus (European flounder), 6249 nucleotides. RefSeq names its product synaptopodin-2. Gene Ontology annotation, biological process: positive regulation of actin filament bundle assembly. The transcript is spliced from 4 exons. Bases 83 to 5074 code for a protein of 1663 amino acids. Gene Ontology annotation, cellular component: actin cytoskeleton; nucleus; Z disc. The record is from RefSeq and is a predicted model, not a curated record. Lineage: Eukaryota; Metazoa; Chordata; Actinopteri; Pleuronectiformes; Pleuronectidae. Gene Ontology annotation, molecular function: actin binding.